AUGGCGAUUUAUUUUUCUCUACUGUUCUACUCUUCCCUUAUGGCGAGCCUGUCGUUUAUCGCAGGUCUUCCGCCCUUCUGGAUCCUGAACAAAUCAGAGCAGGCUUUGCCAUAUCUGAUCACAUUGACUUCCGGGUUGCUUCUUUCAACCUGUAUCAAUAUAGUGCUACCGGAAGCGAUUUCUCAUUUGACCGAAAAGCAAUUGAGCUCACCUACCUUGGGUCCCCAAAUUUUGUUAGGGUUCAUACUUUUAUAUUCGGUCGAUGUAUGUUCUUCAUUGUUUUCUAAGUACUACAGGACUCGUUUGCUAAACUCCAUUACAACAAAUGCUGAUGAGGUUGGGCUCGAGUAUGAGAAUGGCAACGAUUCCUCGUAUUCCAGCAAUGGUUGCAAUAUUAUCGCUUUAAAGGCGUAUUUAUUUUCAGUCAUAUCCAACUCCACUACUUUGGGGUUGCUUCUUCAUUGCCUUACCGACGGCAUCAUCCUCACAACCUCCUUAUUGUCCGAAGAUUCAAAUCCCCAUGAUUCAAACGCAUUUGUCAUCAUAUUAGCAAUAUUUUUGCACAAACUCCCCGCUUCUUUCUCUUUGACAUCGAUUUUGUUGAACCAGAAAUUAAAAAGCUCCGUCAUCUUGUUCCACUUACUUCUAUUCUCGAUAUCUGCACCAAUUGGUGCGUGGAUCACUUUACUGAUUUCGCAGCUUUUGAAUAUUGCAGGAAAUCCUUCCUCAAACACAUUCAUACUAUUGUUCAGCGCUGGCGCUUUCCUAUACGUCAGUUUUCAUACCUUUAUUUCGUGUCAUAGUCACGAUGCUGCCGCAAAAUCAGAUGACUUUUCAGGAUCAAAAACCAAUUGGAACUUUUUGAUUACUAUGCUUGGAAUGUUAAUUCCUUUAGUAGUAGCCUUCACACACGACGACUGA
Molecule: messenger RNA, 921 nt
Organism: Pichia membranifaciens NRRL Y-2026
Lineage: Eukaryota; Fungi; Ascomycota; Pichiomycetes; Pichiales; Pichiaceae
Exons: 1
Coding region: 1-921 (306 amino acids)
Biological process (GO): transmembrane transport; zinc ion transport
Cellular component (GO): membrane
Molecular function (GO): metal ion transmembrane transporter activity
Source: RefSeq, a predicted model, not a curated record